CGCUAACGUUCGACGCGAGUCGAAAGUCAAGAGUUCUCGGGCGGAUUUCAGCGAUUCUAUAAAGAGAUAGAGGCAGAGAUUCACUGAACUGAGCCCUGAGAUGCGCAGCCUCAGCCGCUUUCGUUUGAUCACCUUCGAUGUGACCAACACCCUCCUCCAGUUUCGAACUUCUCCCGGCAAGCAAUACGGGGAAAUAGGAGCUCUAUUCGGUGCAAGAUGCGACAACAAUGAGCUGGCCAAGAACUUCAAGGCCAAUUGGUACAAGAUGAACCGCGAUUAUCCCAACUUUGGACGCGACACGAAUCCCCAGAUGGAGUGGCAGCAAUGGUGGCGUAAGCUGAUAGCAGGAACUUUUUCUGAGAGCGGAGCUGCCAUUCCGGAGGAGAAGCUGCACAACUUUUCCAACCAUCUGAUUGAGCUGUACAAAACCUCCAUUUGCUGGCAGCCUUGCAAUGGAAGCGUAGAGCUGCUACAGCAACUCCGGAAAGACUUCAAGCCGGAGAAGUGCAAACUGGGGGUGAUAGCCAACUUUGAUCCACGGCUGAUGGCCCUGCUGCAGAACACCAAACUCGAUCAGUACCUGGACUUCGCGGUCAAUUCGUACGAAGUGAAGGCCGAGAAGCCCGAUGCACAGAUCUUUACCAAGGCGAUCGAGAAGGCUGGCUUGGCUGACCUCAAACCAGAGGAAUGUCUGCACAUCGGAGAUGGGCCCACCACUGACUACUUGGCCGCCAAGGAAGCGGGCUGGCACUCGGCGCUGGUCCAUGAGAAGAGCUACGCGUAUUUGGUAAAGAAAUACGGCGAGGACAUCGACCGGGAUCACGUCUUCCCCAGCCUCUAUGACUUCCACAAAAAGAUCUCGGACGGAGCGGUGGUCUGGUGAUCCAUUGUACAUUUAUUAAAAUAGUAAAGCCAAGUAACUCCAA
Molecule: messenger RNA, 926 nt
Organism: Drosophila takahashii
Lineage: Eukaryota; Metazoa; Arthropoda; Insecta; Diptera; Drosophilidae
Gene: Reg-2
Product: Rhythmically expressed gene 2
Cellular component (GO): nucleus
Source: RefSeq, a predicted model, not a curated record